This is a messenger RNA of Paramecium octaurelia, 1486 nucleotides long. The record is from the annotation of a GenBank genome assembly. Lineage: Eukaryota; Ciliophora; Oligohymenophorea; Peniculida; Parameciidae.
AAUGAUUCACGGCCCCAAUUCCCCAUUUUCAGGAGCAUUUACUAUUGGUAAACGAUAUGAAUGUAUAAUCUAUCUCUAUAUCUUAGCUGCCAUUUACUAAACUAAUCCAUACCCAGGGUAAUGUAUGCUAUUCACAUAGUCCAAAUCACUACUCUAUUAAUCCAAUUGAUAAACCUAUUGGGUUCAGAUUUUCUAAAUCCAAUAGAAAACCCUUAUACUCAACUAGUAUAGCACCAGACCCAGGAGCAUAUGAUCUUAAAUUUUAGGUCUUCACUAAUAUAACUUAAUUAGACAAUUACCUAAAAUUCCCCUUCAGCUGUUUUUACAACUGCCUAAGAUCACUAAAAGAAAGGAUUAGAAAUUGGUCCUGGAUCAUAUAAUUGGACUGAUUAAAAAAAGGCUCCCGCAUUUACAUUUCAAAGCAAAUUUGAUUCUAUCGGUAAUCAGAUACUCUACAAUCCUGGCCCAGGAACUUAUGAUCUUAAACAUUAUCAUACUCAUUAACCAUAAAAUAAGGGAUUGACAACAAGCAAGAGAGCCAAUAAUUUAACAUAAAGUACUCCAGGACCAGGAUAAUAUGACGUUGAAAUACCUAAAUUUUCUACUAACAUCAAGUAUACUAUAAUUUCUAACAGAUUUCCAAAAUCAUAGAGAAGUUUUGAAUUAAGUCAAAACGGACCUGGUCCAGGAGCAUUUGAUUUGAGUUUGCCUAAACAAUAAGGAAUAACAUUUGGAGUUAAAGGAAAUCAACACAUAGAAAAAUCUAAUGUUCCAGGUCCUGGUAGUUACAAAUUAAAAUCAUUUGUUGAAUACGAAGAAAGUGAAAUAAAAUAGAAAAAAAUAAAAGGAGUCAAGUACAAAUAAUUUGUUUAAAAUAAGAAUUGGUACUUCUCAAAGAAGCAGUCAAAAUUUACUUAAGUUUGGUCCAUCUCCAUUAGAUUAUGAUGUUUAAAAAUACAAAUAUCCUACUAGACAUGCUAGGUUCAUAUGGAUAAAUAGCAUUUUAGUUUUGGAAGUGCGGUUAGAUAGUCAAUUAUUCCAAAUGAAAAAACUCCUGGCCCUGGAGCAUAUAUGGUGGACUCAAAAAUUCGAAGAAAUGGCCCAAUCAUUUCAAAAGCAUCAAAGGAUUUUAGCUCUUUGGAUAAUACUCCUGUAAAUUGUAAAAUUGAUAUUCUAGGGUCCUGGAAAGUACAAUCCUAACAUAUCAAUUUCAUCAAAUAAGGGACCAAGUUAUCAUAUAGCUGGGAAAUAUGACAAACCUUAAGAAACUAGUCUGGUUGGACCUGGAAGAUACAAUAUUUCAAGAAAUAUUAAUGAUGGGCCCAAAUACACCUUUCCAACCCUAGAAAAAAGUAUGGAUAACAAAUCAUUAGAUGUUAAUUAGUAAAUAAAUUUAAUUUAUUCAAUUUAGGUCCCAUUGCUAUGAAAUUUAAUAAACUAUUGGAUAUAUACCUCCAUAUAAUUUACAUAAUUGAAUAAAAUCAAA